Drosophila serrata is the source of this 1552-nucleotide messenger RNA. Its product is annotated as ileal sodium/bile acid cotransporter. Gene Ontology annotation, cellular component: membrane. The record is from RefSeq and is a predicted model, not a curated record. Lineage: Eukaryota; Metazoa; Arthropoda; Insecta; Diptera; Drosophilidae.
AGCAAACACUUUUGAGAGUUGUUUUGGUUAUGUGAUUUGCGUUGUUGUUCACUUCAUUUUACUCACACAACUCGUUAAGUGUGAAAGGGGUGCAAAAUCCCAGCAUUCCCGACUCAAAAUUACAUCACCCACAAUGGGAUACGGAUACGGUGGUCUCCUCCUCCUUGCGUUGGCCGCAAGCCUCGCGCCAACCGCCCUCGGAUGGAUGGCCCACUUUCGCCCGUCGGCGCUGAGGCUAAGGAUGGCCAACAGUUCGCAGGUGCAGCUCAUCUUGGAGAAUGUGGCCCCGUCGACGCUGCAGCAGCCGGAGCGCUUUGUGUUCCGCAUGCAUAGCCUCAACGCGGGACUGGCCAGUGUGCCCGAGGAGAACGCCACCAUACCGCUGAGCCUGUUCCAUCCGCAGACCCGGGACUGGAGCGGCCCCAUCGUCGUGGAGGCCCACUUUCUGGGUCUGACCAAUGUGACAGUGCGGUUGCACGAUCUAAAACUGAAUAGCAGCGAACUGCCCACCAACUGGAGUAACGACAGUCAGCUGGAGGUGACUGUGCAGCGGCCGAACCGUGUGCUGGACCACAUCUUCCUUGGUUCGAUCAUUGUGCUAAUGUCACUGCUGUACAUCAAUUUUGGUGCCGCCCUCAAUCUGGAGGUGCUGCGCGGUCUGAUCACCCGGCCCACCGGUCCCUGCAUCGGACUGGUUAUGCAGUUGGUGGGCAUGCCCCUGCUUAGCUACGCCCUCGGCGUCUUCAUCUUCCCUCAGUCGCCGGCCAUGCAGCUGGGCCUUUUCUUCACCGGCAUCUCGCCCAGUGGUGGAGCCUCAAACACCUGGACCGCUGUGCUGGGUGGCAAUAUACACCUCUCGGUGCUAAUGACCACCGUUGGCAAUGUGGCCGCGUUUGCCACUAUACCGCUGUGGACAUUCACGCUUGGCCAGCUGAUCUUCGAGCGAGCGGGUAUGGAGGUGCCGUACAGAAACAUUGCCACUUACUGCGCCGGCCUGAUCCUACCUCUCCUCAUCGGCCUGUUUAUCCAGAAGAGAUCGGCGAGACUCACACGGGUGUUGGUCCGCCUACUGAAACCGAUCUCCGCCACCCUGCUGAUGAUCAUCAUCGUGUUCGCCAUCAUCACCAACUACUAUCUGUUCUACCUGUUCUCCUGGCAGAUUGCCGUGGCUGGUCUGGCCCUGCCAUCGCUGGGCUACAUCUUUGCCUGGCUGGCGUCCAAGCUGCUGCACCAGAGCGCCGUCGACUCACUGACCAUUGCCAUCGAGGUGGGCAUCCAGAAUACGGGCAUUGCCAUCUUUCUGCUUUUGGGAGCGCUGGGAUCGCCGGUGGGAGACAUUACCACAGUCGUGCCGGUGUCUGUGGCGGUGAUGACCCCGCUGCCCCUGCUGGGAAUCUAUGUGUACAAUCGAUGCUGCGGAAGAACACUGACCGAGGCCACCGCUGGCGAGUCAGAGCGGAUUGUGUAAGCUUAAUGUUGCUGAAUUUUCUACGUAUGUCUUUUUAGCUUAAGACAUUAUUGUUAUAUAUGUAUAUACGUAUAUAUAUAUAUC